Molecule: messenger RNA, 1971 nt
Organism: Leptosia nina
Lineage: Eukaryota; Metazoa; Arthropoda; Insecta; Lepidoptera; Pieridae
Source: the annotation of a GenBank genome assembly
AUGGAUGGCGAGAACAGAAUUAUUCUUAACGUUGGCGGUAUUAGAUACGAAACUUACAAAGCUACGUUGAAGAAGAUCCCGGCUACGCGUCUGUCCCGGCUGACGGAGGCCCUGGCGAACUACGACCCCGUCCUCAACGAGUACUUCUUCGAUCGCCAUCCGGGGGUCUUCGCCCAAGUGCUUAACUACUACAGAACCGGGAAAUUGCACUACCCGACAAAUGUGUGCGGGCCUUUGUUCGAGGAAGAAUUGGAAUUCUGGGGUCUGGACUCCAAUCAGGUGGAACCUUGCUGCUGGUCCACCUACAGCAUACACAGAGACACACAAAAUACCUUGGCAAUCCUGGAUAAACUCGACAUUGAUAGUGAAAAGCCUUCUGAGGAAGAAAUCGCGCGACUCUUCGGCUAUGAAGAGGCAUACCUCUCUGGGGAUCUUGGACCCUGGCAGCGGAUCAAGCCCAAGGUCUGGGCUCUGUUCGACGAGCCAUCUAGCUCACCAUCAGCAAAGGUGAUAUCGGCUGUUUCCGUCUUCUUCAUCUGCGUGUCAGUUCUCUGCUUCUGCCUGAAGACGCACCCAGAUCUUCGAGUGCCGGAAACUUACGACAUUGUAAAUUUCACGAUAAACGAUACAGCCUUUGCUGCGCUGUGGGAGGACAAUGAUCAGCCGCACGUCGCCUUCUUCUAUAUAGAACUUAUUUGCAACGUGUGGUUUACUAUUGAACUGCUUGUGAGAUCUGUGGUGGCACCGAACAUAAUAGAGUUUAUAAAAUCCCCAGUGAAUAUAAUAGAUUUUAUAGCCACACUAAGUUUCUAUAUGGACGUAGUAGUAGAAUUGGCGGUAGUGCGGAGAGCAAUAGACAAAUCAGAUAUCCUAGAGUUUAUUUCAAUUAUCAAGAUACUACGGCUCUUCAAGCUAACGAGACACAGUCCAGGGCUGAAGAUCCUCGUCCACACCUUCAAAGCGUCAGCGAAAGAACUGACGCUGUUGGUGUUUUUUCUGGUCCUCGGAAUCGUGAUCUUUGCGAGUCUGGUGUAUUAUGCUGAGAAAUCGCAAGACAAUCCUGAAAACCAGUUCAAAUCGAUCCCGCUCGGGUUAUGGUGGGCGAUCGUCACCAUGACAACGGUGGGCUACGGGGACAUGGCCCCGAAAACAUACCUAGGAAUGUUUGUGGGCGCAUUGUGUGCACUGGCUGGAGUUCUGACGAUAGCGUUACCCGUUCCUGUUAUCGUGUCAAAUUUCUCAAUGUUUUACUCACACACUCAGGCGCGCUCAAAACUGCCGAAGAAAAGGCGUCGAGUUUUACCCGUAGAACAACCCCGAAGGAAACGCGACGCAACUGCCUCAAAUCGACGAGUAAAUGCUGUGAAACAUCCGGUGGUUCUAAAAGACCUUCAGGGCGCCAACAAGUUCGGUGUGAAUGGAAUGAACAUGAUCAGUUUGGCUCUUCAAGGACCAUCAAAUGUGCUUCGCCCGCCUCAUACAGCGCAACCGUUACAGGCUAGAGCUCCUAUAGUCGAGAGCCCGAUAGUGAACACGCAAUGCGCUGCGAUAUCUUUAGCGUCAUUACAACCUCCGCUAAUGACCGCCCCCCCUCUACAACCAAGACCUGCUACCACCGGCUCCCUAGACCUCAUGCUACCUCUACAACCAAAAUUACUACCUGGCUACAACCUCCAAUCGUCAUUUUUAUCCAGCACUCUGUCAACAGUGAGACCGCCGGAUCUAGACAAACUAAUCAAAAGGGAAGACUAUAAACCCACAGUGGAUAUAAUCAUUGAGAAAACAGAAGAUUUAGAUGUAGAUAAUAAAAUGUGUUGUGAUUUAGAUAGGGUAGACAAUGAUAAUGCAGAUAGCACUUGUUAUGAAAUAAAUUCAAAUGUCCUAGAGAGUAGAGAUACGGUAAGUGAUCCUAACGAUAGCCCUAAUAAUAAUUCCAGUUCAUGUGAAAACGGGAAUGCUCACUCUGCAUAA